AACAAACUCAAUGUCGGCCAGCGCCGCUCCGGUCGCGGUGCAGCGUAUCGCUUCGGGCCCGACGGACACAGAGGUGCUCCUGUGGACGUGCCAGGAGAUGUACGUGUACCAAAUACCCCCGCUGAAGAACGAGUCGGGCCACCGCGCAAACGACUGGGACGUCAACAAGUGGCUCUGGUCGGGCAAGCUGAGUGUGUUCAGCAUCGGAAACGUGGUGCAGGUGCGGCUGACCGACCCGACGAGCGGUGCGCUCUUCGCCAUGUGCCCGGUCAACGAGCCCGGCUCCAAGGCCAUCGACCCCGUCGUUGACUCGUCGCGCUACUUUGUGCUGCGGAUCGACGACGGCAAGGGGCGGCACGCGUUCAUCGGGAUGGGCUUCCGCGACCGCGACGACUCGUACAACUUCAACGCGACGCUCCAGGACCACUGGAAGGGCGUGGCGCGGCAGAAGGAGGCGGACGCCAUCCGCGAGGAGGCGGAGGCUGCUGCUGCGGAGGCGCCGCUGCGGGACCUCUCUCUCAAGGACGGCGAAAAGAUCAGCAUCAAGGUCAACCUGCCAAAGGGGGAGGGGCGGAGGUCGAGGGAGAAGGCGGCGGGCGGAGGGGGGCUCUCGCUGCCGCCGCCGCCGGGCGGCGGGCUCAUCGCCCCGCCCCCGAAGCCCGGCAUGCUCGCGCCGCCGCCGCCGCCAUCUCCGGCAGCCGGGCCCGCCGUGCCGCCCGGCGCGCCACCCGCAGCAGCCAUCGACGCGGACGACUUUGGCGACUUUGCAGAGGCGGGCGGCGACGGCGGCGGCGACGACUUUGGGGACUUCGCCGCGGCGGACGGCGCGGCGGGCGGCGCGGCGGACGGCGCGGGCAAUGCGGACGGCGCGGAGUUUGGCGAGCUUGACGCCACGCCUGCUGCUGCUGCAGAGGACGCCGCUGGUGGCGACGGCGCGAGCGCGGAGGCCGGUGCUGCAAAGCCUAGAGACGGAAUACCUCUGGACUGAGAAGUGCAGCCUGGUGGCUGCCCACAAGGCCGAGGCUGUGAGGACUGUGGGGUGUGGCGAUCGCAGGGGGUGGGGAGCUCUCGUGUGGAGAGAGGCCAAGAGUUCAACUUCAAGAGACGCGGGCGACCGAGCCGAGUCCGGGUCUUCCCCCUGCCCCUGUUUUAAGUGACCUUCUCUACAGAAUUCAGAAAGCC
This is a messenger RNA of Emiliania huxleyi CCMP1516, 1182 nucleotides long. RefSeq lists its product as hypothetical. Gene Ontology annotation, cellular component: clathrin vesicle coat; membrane. The coding region runs from base 11 to 988 and encodes 325 amino acids. The record is from RefSeq and is a predicted model, not a curated record. The transcript has 2 exons. Gene Ontology annotation, biological process: endocytosis. Lineage: Eukaryota; Haptophyta; Isochrysidales; Noelaerhabdaceae.